AUGGACUUCAGCCACACCAUCAAAGCUUUGAGAAGCAAUAAGAAGCUAUAUAAAAAGCCAAAAACUCAUACAGACUUCUGCUACACCAUCAAAGCUUUAAGAAGCAACAAGAAGUUUGAACUAGAACCGCAACCGGUUCCCAAAAGCAAAAGUAGUGUUUCCUUGUCAGAAGAUACAAAGCCAAAGACUCAUACGGACUUCGGCUACACCAUGAAAGUUUUGAGAAGCAAUAAGAAGCUUGAUACAAAGCCAAAGACUCAUACGGACUUCGGCUACACCAUCAAAGCUUUAUACAAAUCUAAAAACUCAUACGGACUUCGGCUAAGCCAUCCAAAUACAAAGCCAGAGAAUCAUAAGGACUUCAGCUACACCAUCAAAGCUUUGAGAAGCAAUAAGAAGCUAUAUAAAAAGCCAAAAACUCAUACAGACUUCUGCUACACCAUCAAAGCUUUAAGAAGCAACAAGAAGUUUGAACAUACAAAGCCAAAGACUCAAACAGACUUUGGGUACACCAUGAAAAUUUUGAGAAGCAAUAAGAAGCUUGAUACAAAGCCAAAGACUCAUACGGACUUCGGAUACACCAUCAAAAUUUUGAGAAGCAAUAAGAAGCUUGAUACAAAGCUAAAGACUCAUACGGACUUCGGCUACACCAUGAAAAUUUUGAGAAGCGAUAAGAAGUUUGAUACAAAGCCAAAGACUCAUACGGACUUCGGCUACACCAUCAAAAUUUUGAGAAGCAAUAAGAAGCUUGUUACAAAGCCAAAGAAUCAUAUGGAAUUCAGCUACACCAUCAAAGCUUUGAGAAGCAAUAAGAAGCUUUAUACAAAGCCAAAAACUCAUACGGACUUUGGCUACACCAUCAAAGCUUUAAGAAGCAACAAGAAGUUUGAUACAAAGCCAAAGACUCAUACGGACUUCGGCUACACCAUGAAAAUUUUGAGAAGCAAUAAGAAGCUUGCUACAAAGCCAAAGACUCAUACGGACUUCGGCUACACCAUCAAAGUUUUGAGAAGCAAUAAGAAGCUUGAUACAAAGCCAAAAACUCAUACGGACUUUGGCUACACCAUCAAAGCUUUAAGAAGCAACAAGAAGUUUGAUACAAAGCCAAAGACUCAUACGGACUUCGGCUACACCAUGAAAAUUUUGAGAAGCGAUAAGAAGCUUGAUACAAAGCCAAAGACUCAUACGGACUUCGUGUACACCAUCAAAAUUUUGAGAAGCAAUAAGAAGCUUGAUACAAAUCCAAAGACUCAUACCGACUUCGGCGACACCAUCAAAGCUUUGUGA
Messenger RNA from Arabidopsis thaliana (thale cress), 1287 nucleotides. RefSeq lists its product as uncharacterized. The coding region runs from base 1 to 1287 and encodes 428 amino acids. NCBI's taxonomy places the organism in Eukaryota, Viridiplantae, Streptophyta, Magnoliopsida, Brassicales, Brassicaceae. The transcript is spliced from 19 exons. The record is from RefSeq and is marked reviewed.